Messenger RNA from Triplophysa dalaica, 3292 nucleotides. It is a transcript of the gene cdk18, whose product is annotated as cyclin dependent kinase 18. Gene Ontology annotation, molecular function: protein kinase activity; ATP binding. Gene Ontology annotation, cellular component: cytoplasm; nucleus. The record is from RefSeq and is a predicted model, not a curated record. Bases 369 to 1766 code for a protein of 465 amino acids. The transcript has 16 exons. Gene Ontology annotation, biological process: protein phosphorylation. NCBI's taxonomy places the organism in Eukaryota, Metazoa, Chordata, Actinopteri, Cypriniformes, Nemacheilidae.
AAAUCCUUCAGAGAGACACAUUUGCUUCCUGUAUGUUUAUUUUUUUAUUUUUAGCUGUAAUGUUUUUUCUGUCUCCUGUCAGAAGGUCUCUGAUGAGCAGAAUUAGGAAGGAACGGCGAGAGGAAGCACACACCAGUAAGUAAGGAAGGCAAGAGACACGUCUGUGUCUACAGCAUGCCUGCGUGCACGCUGCAGAAUAAUUAAGACACCUCAAGUUCUGGAUUAUCUGUCUGGCGGCGCGCUGACCGCCUCAGACCUGGAGGCCGCCCAACCUACUCUUUAUCUUCCCUUUCAUACUAAGAGAAGAAGGACCGACUCCUGUUUGCCUCCUGCAGACUUCAACCACCCCUGAGUUCUGGUCCAGCGAGAUGAACAAGAUGAAGAACUUCAAGAGGCGUUUCUCACUUUCUGUGCCACGAACGGAGACGAUAGCCGAGAACGAGUUCACGGAGCAGAUAAACCAACUCAACAUCUGCUGCAAUGAUGGUGUGAUGCCAAACAACCUGGGACUUCACAGCCUGCAGCCUAGUCCAGUGGCACCAGAAAACCCGGACCAGUCUCCCACCCAACUUCUCUACCGGAACAAACUUCAGCAUCGCCGCUUCUCCAUGGAGGAUGUGACUAAGAGGAUGUCUCUGCCCAUGGAUAUUCGUCUCCCACCAGAAUUUCUGAAGAAGUUACAGAUGGAAAGUCCUCAACCCUGCAAACCUCUGAGCCGCAUGUCCAGGAGAGCAUCGCUGUCGGACAUCGGCUUUGGAAAACUGGAGACCUACGUGAAGCUUGGCAAACUCGGAGAGGGCACAUACGCCACGGUAUUCAAAGGUCGCAGCAAGCUCACGGAAAACCUGGUGGCCCUGAAAGAAAUCCGUCUGGAGCACGACGAGGGAGCCCCGUGCACGGCCAUUCGGGAAGUGUCCCUCCUCAAGGACUUGAAACACGCCAACAUCGUAACGCUUCAUGACAUCAUCCACACAAACAGAUGCCUCACUCUGGUAUUUGAGUAUUUGGACAGUGACUUGAAACAGUACCUCGACAACUGUGGAAACCUAAUGAGCAUGAACAAUGUGAAGAUCUUUAUGUUCCAGCUUCUUCGUGGCUUAUCAUACUGUCAUAAGAGGAAGAUUCUCCAUCGGGACCUGAAGCCUCAGAAUUUGCUUAUUAAUGACAAGGGAGAGUUAAAACUAGCAGACUUUGGUUUGGCCAGAGCGAAAUCGGUCCCUACAAAAACCUACUCGAACGAGGUUGUGACCUUGUGGUAUCGACCUCCUGAUGUUCUGCUGGGUUCGACAGAGUACUCCACACCGCUGGACAUGUGGGGCGUGGGCUGUAUCCUGUAUGAAAUGGCGACAGGACGUCCCAUGUUUCCCGGAUCAACGGUCAAGGAGGAACUUCACCUGAUAUUUCGACUCAUGGGCACCCCAACAGAAGAGACCUGGCCUGGUAUAACAAGCACUGAAGAAUACAAAUCGUAUCUGUUUCCUCAGUAUCGAGCACAAGCGCUCAUUAAUCAUGUGCCCAGACUUGACACAGAAGGCAUAGACCUUCUAACAGCUCUACUGCUGUAUGACACCAAAUGUAGGAUAUCGGCCGAGUCAUCUUUGACACAUUCUUACUUUUUGAGUCUGGGCGAGGUCAUCCACGCCAUUCCAGACACCUCAUCAGUGUUUUCCCUCAGAGAGAUCCAGUUACAGAAGGAUCCGGGACACAGGAGCUCAGUAUUCCAGCCUCCAGGUCGAGGGAAGAACCGCAGACAAAGCAUAUUCUGAGGAAAGAAUGGAAGCGUCAAGAAACCACCAGAACAAAUUCAGCCACACACAUGCACGCAUUCAUACACACUUUAAAAACAGUACAUGCUUCAGUCUGAGCCUUAGAAAACAGACAUCAGUGGUAGAUUUCAGAAAACAUCUCUGAUUUAAAUGACCAUGUAAGCAAGUUUCUUUAAACACUGUUAAUCUCAACUGCAGUCUUUAAAACGGUUUUAUUCUCGAAUCUCAAUGUUAGGCAGAUAGGCACUGCAAUUUAUCUAUCAGGGAGACUGGAGCUCGGUCUCUUCUCCCUCUGGAUCUAUCUUAGUAUUUUCACGUAUUCAGAUCUCUAGAAUUAGUCUUAAGCGCACGCAUGUGUGUGUGUGUGUGUGUGGAAUAAACCACUUAUUUGUGUUUUACUUUUCCCAUUACUUGAGUGAAGCUUUCUUUUUCAUUUUUGACAUGUUUUGCCACUUGUGUUUAGAUCAUCGCGCAAGGUCACGUUGUCUAUUUAACAAAUAUUUAUUGAAUAUUAUUGUGUAAAUCAUCCAUCAUUAGUAUUUGAACCAUUGAGUAGAAAACCCUCUUACGAAGUACUUGAAUUCAUAUUACCAUUCCUUGGGAUGUUAAAGAUGUUGUAAGCGAUAAAACUUGGCAUCGGAUUCACCGGCCACUAAACCAGACAACUUCAAUUCCUUCAACCGCAUGUCUUCGCUCCAAACCUCCCAAAAACUUGAACUACGGUUUGACAUAAAGGUUUAUAAUUGGCUUAAGAGGAAGUGGUUUUUAACUUAAAGGACUUUAGGAAUCACUUACAGCAUCUCUAAAAAUAAAGUUGCUAUUAUGAGAUCAGCAAAGGUGCCUUGUGAUGACCUCAAGAGAUGAUGGGUCCAUAUUACGCCUUUAAAAACCAUCUACUUCAAUUUUACGAAGGAUCUCGUUCCUUCUGAGUAAUUGCACAUAAUCUGAUGUUCUUCACACUUUAAGCCAAUUGCUACUUUGUAUUUGCACAUGGUUGCAAGUGUCCUCUUGAAUUAAGUCCAAAUGUUGUUCACCGUCUCCUGUAGUUGAAUAUGAAAGCACUAUGACUCUUUAUUGUGAAUGAGACUGAGCACACGUUACUUUUGCAGAAAGAAAAGCUAGAUAUUUUCAAGGCCACAAAAGAACAGAAGUAUAGAUCAGAGUCGAUUCUAUUAUAUAUUAUGACUUGCAGAGAUUUAGAUUUAACAUCACUGCAACAGUGGCACUUAUUUAUGUGUUUUGUGGUAAAUACAAAUAUUUUAAAUACUCUAUUGAAAAGAAUUAAUAUAUAAAUCUAUGUAUUUUGACAAGUGUUUUCUUUAUUCUCUGUGAAUUUUUGCCAUGAACGAGACCUUGGUGAGCUUAGAUGACAUCUAAAUGUUUUAUAAAAGAUUUAGAUUUCUGUAUGAAAUGUGAUAUUAAAUAUUUUGUGUGGUUUGUCUAUUCUAUUUUGAUAUUCUGAUGCUGAAUGUAUUGUGACUGCGAAAACGCCAAAAGUAAUUCAAUAAUCAACUAAAUAAAUAUGA